AUGCUGGAAUAUAACUGGUACGGACAGGGGUCUUUUGGCCGGAUGAAAAGCUCGGUGUCGUCCCACGUUAGCCCGGGACAGCUCAGGAAAGAGGCUGCGGCCCCUCUCCUCUUCUUCCUCUUCUCGUCAACCGGGGAUCUCGGUGGCGAGACACAGCCUUGGAAGGACGAGUGGGGAAUAAGACAAGCAAGCCCAGAUGAAGAGGAGAGUGUGACAAGUUGGGCUCCGGUAGGGGCCUGGAAGGGACAGACGCUCACUGAGAAGUCAGCCACAGAGCAGGAAAGCAGCGGCAGCAGCAGAUCUGGAUCCCUAAAGCUGGCCUGCUGCUCCCAAAGAACGAACCAAUCAGAAGAUUACCUGCUUUUUCUGAGAAUGCCACACUUAAGUGACUGCAGUUACUACAAAAUGCGGGAUGCAACCAGAGCCUCGAAAGUUCAAAGCCACCUGGAGAACUCCAAGUUCCACCUCCACCAGAGCCAGAAUCAGCCGGUGAAGCAGUACCUGACGCUGGGCUCCAAACUGGCCUCCUCGGCCGGAUCAGGCCACGCCGUCCAGCACCCGCACACCCCCGGCCAGCCGCUGACCACCGUCCCCAUCAUGAGGAACGGACACAUGCCCCCCGUCAGUGACGGCAGCAACCCCAACAGCCCCGUCACCCUGCUCACGAUGGCCAAUCACGACAGCGAGUUUCCAAUGGAUGAAGUUAUUGAUGACCUAAUUAGUCUUGAGUCCGGUUUCAAUGAUGGAGGCUUGGAUUGUAUGGAGCCUAACAUCAUAAUGCAAAACAACGUGUCCCUCAGCAGCAGCAUGCUGGACGUCUAUGGGGGUGAACAAGGUAUGAACCCCCCUAAUGGUGGAAUGAGUCCCACAUCUAACCCCACAAAGCUCACUGUUAAAAGGGAAUACACAGAGCACGACACUAGGGUGAUGGCCAAAGAAAGGCAGAAAAAAGACAACCACAAUUUGAUUGAGAGAAGACGUCGAUACAACAUUAACUACAGAAUUAAGGAGUUGGGGACACUCAUACCAAAGUCAAAUGACCCCGACAUGCGGUGGAACAAAGGCACCAUCCUGAAGGCCUCGGUGGAAUACAUCCGGUGGCUGCAGAAAGAGCAGCAGCACGCUCGGGAGCUGGAGGGCCGCCAGAAGAAGCUGGAACAAGCCAACAGGAGGCUGCUAUUGAGGAUCCAGGAGCUUGAGAUCCAGGCGCGAGCACAUGGGCUCCCGAACAUGGCCGCCGCCUUGGGCACAGUGGAACUGUCCUCCCACCUCCUCAAACAACAACAGCAGCAGCAGCAGUCGCCCCCCCCUCAGCAGCCCGGUCAGCAGCAGCCCGGUCAGCAGCAGCCCGGUCAGCAGCAGCCGCCGCUCUACCAGGAGGACCCCAACGGCGACUACCUCCAGAGGAUAGCGGCGGCGGCGGGCGGCGUGGCGCCCCAGGACCACCUCCCGGGGGCCGACGCCUGCACCACCUUCUCCGACCCGCUCUCCCACUUCACGGACUUCUUCACCGCCACCUUGAAGGAGGAGCACCAGCUGGACGAGAUCCUGAUGGACGACCCGCUCUCGCCGUUCGGCGCCGACCCGCUGCUGUCCGCCGCCUCGCCGGGCGCCGCCUCCAAGGACAGCAGCCGCCGCAGCAGCUUCAGCUCCGCCGAGGGCGACGACCUAUAA
Molecule: messenger RNA, 1674 nt
Organism: Menidia menidia (Atlantic silverside)
Lineage: Eukaryota; Metazoa; Chordata; Actinopteri; Atheriniformes; Atherinopsidae
Source: the annotation of a GenBank genome assembly